Molecule: messenger RNA, 5161 nt
Organism: Drosophila hydei
Lineage: Eukaryota; Metazoa; Arthropoda; Insecta; Diptera; Drosophilidae
Product: serine-rich adhesin for platelets
Exons: 6
Coding region: 2-4639 (1545 amino acids)
Source: RefSeq, a predicted model, not a curated record
CAUGUCUUCCGGCCUGAUGUCUUGCGUGCGAGAGAACUCGCCGCCGUUGGAGCUGGAUCUGAGUGGAGCGGGUCCCCUGUCAUUGCCGGAAGGCAAUAGCAGAACCCAUGGCUAUCAGGGACCAACGACAUCCACGCCCAUUCCUUGCCCGCUAGCUGUCGCAGAGGGCGCAACAGGCGAUGGCAACGAAUGUUCAACGAAUGCGGAACAUCAGCAGCAGCAGCAACAGCAGCAGCAGCAGCAGCAGCAGCAGCAGCAGCAGAAACGCCGUCGCUUUCAUCCGCUACGCAAUUUGCGUCGAAUCUUUCGCCGGCGCACUAUCACCAGCGCGGACACCCCCGCAGCUGGCGCUGGUCAGUUGGCAGGCGCGGGACCGUCAUCCGGUACUGGCUCAGGGUCGUGCAACACUUUGCCGCCACCGGCGAGCAGUUCCAGCGAGAAGAACUUGCGCAGUGUUGCGCUAGCUGGCUCCGCGGCAGCGGAGGCUGUGUCGGCCUCAUCGCCGGCCUCGCCGCUCACACAUCAGCAGCUGCACGAGAGCUAUCAGACGCAAUCGUUGCCCAAGUCCAAGUCCUACGGAUCCCAUCGCGAUGAACUGCUGAGCGUGCUGCUGGGCAAGAAGAGAGCGGCUAGCAAGCAUACGAACAGCUUGGAGCAGCCAGUCCACCCAUCUUACACACACACCCAUACUCAUUCCCAGUCUCAAACCCAGUCGCACUCCCACUCGGACGCCAUGUACCAAACGCAGCGACCGCAAAUGGGCGUGGCCGUCUUUCCCGACGCCCUGAGCAUGAGUCGUAGCUCGUAUUUCGCGGAGAAGCAGAGAACUCACCAUCAUCAGCGCCAGCUGCGCAGCGUGGGCGACUCAGCGCAGGAUCUGGAUCUGGCCGAAGACAUUGGCGCCGCUGGCGGUGCAGCCGACAUGUCCGACAGCCAGCGUAGUCUCAGCGAAGAACGCUUGCUGGACGUAGACGUGGACGGCAGUGGUUACACACGUGAAACUCUCUCUCAGUCUCAUGACAGCGUUUUCUCCGAAUCAGCCACAGCCAGCAGCCUCUCCAUAGUACUGAGGGCAGAGCUGACAGAUGUGCUGCGCAAGCGUCGUAACAGGCCAGACGCCUCGGAUGAGGAUCUGGGCCUGCCACGUAGCCCAGUGUCGCCGCAGCGUCAUGCGGCCGCCGGGCAGAGCCGCAAGGUGGCCGGCUAUCAGCCACGCGAGGUGUCCUCCCUUAGCCUGUUGAGCGUCAACAGCACCGACGGUGAGGAUAGCCAAAGCCAUAGACAGCACUCGACUAAUCCGAACAGCUCCGCAGACAACCUCAGUUCGGUUGUGCUGCGAGACCAUCAGGAGGACGAUGAUGUGGAUGCAGUCGGCCUGGAGCGACAGCGACUCUCGCAUGCAGCGGCCAGACACAAAAUGGCCAUCAGGCCCAUCAAGAAGGUACCCACGCGGCAGCACAGAAGAACGCUUGAGACUUCCAUACCCGAGGCCAAUGAGGAGCUCAUCAAGAUGAACCUGACCCAGGCGCCCAAUCCCAGCCUGCGGGCUGUUAAAGAAACUGAUCUGAAAACUAAGACGCGCUCUCUACCUCCGGGCAGCUCACUGACUGCCCCAACAACCGCCACUGCCACCACCAACACUAGCACCACCAGCACCACCAGCUCCAAUAUGCGCACCAAGACAAUUGAGCAGAAAAACUCAACGAUUACAAACAUAAGCAGCAGCAGCAGCAGCAGCAACUGCGAGCGCAUCAAGUCCACAACAGCUGCUGCCUCACAGACGUUCGGCUUGCGUGCGCUCACCUUUAAGGCGGCCAAUGCGCUGUUCGAUGGGCGUGGCGAGUCGUCAACGGACGGUGACGAUGUGGCCACGGCCUCGACAGAUUCGAGCGAGCAUGGCUUUCUGCGUCGUCUUAUGCAGCGCAAUUCGAAGCGCAGCAUUGCCAGAGCCAACGAUGGCCUGGAGGAUGUGGACACCAGCCAUAACCUGGCCAAGAAGCUGCAGAUCUCGACUUCCUGCCUGGAAGCAGCAGCUCGCGAUCCCGUGCCGCUGCCCAACAAGUCGCGCAGCGCCACUUCGCACGAGCAGCACAUACAGGAGACACGGCAGAUCAUCAAGCGCGAGAUCCACAACGAGGGCAAGCAUGGCCUGCACGCAUUGGUUAGCAACUAUGGUGUCCAGCCGCAGCCACCCACCGCCGUGAAGCCGAAGUCGGGGCCAGCGGCGCGCCAGCGUUAUUUGCCCAAAGAGCUGGGCGCAACCUCGCCCAGUGCCGCGCUGGACAAGUCGCUGCCAGCUGUCGACGGCGAUGUUACCAACUUGCUAUCCAAGAGCUCGCGCGGCAACGACACCUUCCAGUCCACAGCGCUGGUGCGUGAGCAGACGCAGAUCAGGUCGGAGGCCAGCACAGGUCACUUCGAGCGCAAGCCGCGCAUUGUGAGUCUCAGCGCGUUCCAGCAGAAGCUGUCGCGUUCCAGCGACUCUAUGGGCCAGCACUCGAGCUCCUCGAACUCGCUGGAGACCAGCACGGACGAGCCCUCGCCGCUGUACUACGAGGAGAAGCAGCGCAAGACAGUUGAGAAAUCGCGCAGCUUCCGCAACUAUCAGGAGGAGCGCAGCGUGGUCAACGAAUCUGUGUCCAUGCACAACAACAUGCCCAGCCUGCCGGAUCUGUCGAUCAGCUUCCGCGUGCCGCCUUCCUACUACAAGCAACAGCAGUCGCCGCAGUCGCCACGCUCGCCCAUGUCGCCCACGUCGCCGAUAUCGCCGAACGCCAAAUGCGUCUCGCUGGGCUUCGAAAUCAAUGACAACAAGCUGCUGCAGGCGCGAGCCGAAUCCACGGGAAAGCUGCCAAGCGGCCAGUCGAAGGUCUCGCCGCAGCGCAACUCCACGCUGCUGGUGCCCAGCCCUGGACCUGCCAACAUCUCUGAGAUCGAGCAGAACAUCGAUCUGAUUGUUAAGUCGCCGAUGGUCAGUUUGCUGCGCAAGUCCGGCGCAGUUGUGGAGCAGCCGCCACAGCGACCCAAGGUGCUUGAGCUGAAGCAGACGACAACCAUUGCCAUUGGCUCGCCAAGCAAGGAUGCAGCCACAGCCAGCCCAUUGGCCAAGAGCGCCAAGCUAUCGAGCAGCCCACCCAGCACGCCCACCAAGAGCACGCGUCGCAACUCGAGCAACAUGGAACGCGAGCAAACGCCCGCCGCUGGCCCAGAGCAGCCGGAGUUUAUGAAGAUACAGCUGAAUCGUGUCGACCAGGCACAUCUCCAUAGCAAGACCAAUCAUCUGGUGCUGGCCAAGAAUGUGAAAGCUGUGUCCACGCCCACGGAGCGCAGUCAGAGCAGCGAUGAUCUGACCAUGCGCCGCCUCAGCGCUGAGAGCACGGGCAGCAUUCAGAUAGUCGAGCGCUCGCAGAAGCCGCUCAGUAGUGCCAACAGUCCCUCCUCACAGCCCGCACACAGUAUUAGCCAGCCAUCCGAGGCGUUGGCCAAACAGCAGCGCGCCGUCAGUGCCAAUAGCUUGCGCUCCAGCUAUGUCAGCAGCAGCAGCAGUUGCAGUUGCAGCGGCGGCAGCAACGAGUUGCUCAACGCUGUCUCGCCAGCAACGACGCCCAGCACACCAAAGAGCAGCGGCACGAGGCCACUGGAGCAGGAGAAGGAUAAGUCCCAUCGCCUGUCGCUGGAAGAGCGCAAGCGGCUGUUCCUGAAUGAGGAAAAGUCCCAGGCUCAGGCUCAGGCUCAGGCCCAGGCGCGGGCUCUGGCUGAGCGCAAGUUAAACGAGGAGCUGCAGCGCAAGCCGGAUGUGAUGCCAGCGGCCACACCCACCACACCACUGUCGCCUAGUGGGCCGGAUGCCAGCAAUGGCAAUGGCGUGGUGCUGCGCAAGAAAUCAUUUGCCAGUGCCAAUGGCAAUGGUAAUGCCAAUGCCAAUGGCAAUGGCAAUGGCAGUGCGAGCUCAGCGGGCCAGGAGGAUGCAACGCCAGAGCUGAUGAAAGUGUUUGCGCGUCGCUCGCUUAAGGUGAAGGACGAUGAUGUUGUGGCCCUGGCACAGGUCGCAGUGGCCAACCACAAAAAGAUGUCCAAUGGCAGCCAGAGCGUCGAUAGCGACAAGGAGAAUCAGUCGAACAGCGAGGAGAAACUGGACAAGCUGACGCCCAACAGCGAGCCGCCGAAGUUAGCGCAAUCGAACAAUCAUACACAUGCACACGGCCACGCCCACACCCAUUCUCAUGCCCAGCCGCCCAGCAACAAUCGAAGCACAGCGGCGGAUUUUCGAAAUCUCAACAAUAACAAUGUUCAGUCGGCGCCACAGAAGUUGUCCAAUCUGCCACCCAUAAAGGUCAGCAAUGCGCGCCAUUCUACAGUCAACAACAACAACAACACCAACAACACUAACAAAAACAACAUCAACAAGGCCAACAGCUCCAGCGUCAAGCCGUCUAAUGAGCGCUAUUCACUGCAGCUAAAGCCAGCAAUAACAACAGCUGCAGCUGCAGCUGCAACAGCAACAGCAACAAUUGUCGCUGCAGACACCGAUGCCACGCCCACCAAGCCUAUAGAGCGCUCCGCCACAGUGGGCGAAUUUAAGGGCAUACACCAGCGUCGCGCCGAGUGGGAGCAGCGUGUGAAAGAGGCGCUCAAAUAAGCGCUGUUAACUAACAGCAGAGCUGGCAGAGCGCGCACUGUUAACUAACAGCUGAAGUGACAGCGUCGCUGUACCUGUUAUAGCGAUGCUCCGUUAUCUAGUGAUGCUCUCUAUUAGGACUGUAAAUGAAUACAACUCUAAAGCAACCGUCAACUAAUGACUAAAAAAAGCAGAGAAAAAAUAAAAGAAUAAUUAUAUUAUUAUUAAUGAUAGCAAAUAUAUACGAGUUGGCUGUUUGAGCCCAUCCAAAGAAACGAGUUGCGUCUUCGAUCGAUCUUCAAAAUGAUUAGUUUGUGGCUUAUCGUUAAUAUAUAGUCUUUGAGUUUAAUUUGUGUUUGUGCACGUCAAAAUCUAAUAAAAAUUAUAGUAAUAAAGCAGAAGAAAAACAAAUGAUAUGAAAGUUAAAACUAGAGAACAGACAACCUUAAGGACUGUGAGUUAAAAUAACAAAUAGUUAUAGAAAUUCCCUAUGAUAUUUUAUGAGCAUCUCUGAUUUGUUGUAGAGCUAAUGACAUUCGCCCU